AUGCAAGGCUAUAGCGCUGUCCCGGCGCCCUAUGCUUCAUACAUGUACGCACCCCAGGGUGGUGCAGCCUACGGUCACGGUGCACCCCCGCCCUUAGGCCCACACCAGUUGUCGGGUUCACGCUAUGAUCCCGCCGUCCCUCCGCCGGGCGCAUACAUGGCGCAACUCGGCGGUCCGCCCGUCAUUCCCCCAAAUCCAGGUGGUGCAGUACCUCGACACCGACGCCUCCAUGAACAUGACCGCUCAGCAUCGGAUCCCGUCAAAAAGCCUCUCAGGUCUGCCAUGAAGAGACAGCCAGGUACUCCCGGCCCCGGUCCGAAUCCGAAUUUACAUCGCUCGAGAACCGUUCCAGGUAUUGACCCGGAUAACUACCGUGGACGUGAGAUGAAGCCGACUGCGAGCCAGAUGUCGCGCGGUCGGUCCAUUUCGGGUUCGGAGCGAGUACGAGCGACUUCGCUGUCCCGACAUCGGUCACGUUCUCAGUCUCGUCGGAACUAUACCCCUGCUCACCUAAUCCUCUCGCUCAACGGGACUUGCAGGAUGAAUCUAUCGAGUGUCAUUUAUCAAGAAACUGUCGAUAACAUUCGGGAACGUGUUCUGACAAUGUGGCCAGACGGUGUCAUCUUCCAAACGUAUCGUGAUGAGACGAACGAAUUCUUGGUCCAAUUCAGCGGAACGCCGUGGACAGCAAGAGGUAGUCUUGGGUUAAUGGCUAUGAAGAUGAUUCUGGAAUUAUUUGCGGUCCUUGCUCGGCAGGGCUAUGCUUGCAUUUCUGCAAUCGAUACGGGCCACACGGCAAUAUUCAGCGUUAAUCAGCCAGAGUCGUCCGCAGAAUUCGCUAUGAUAAUCUUUUCGAACAACCGCAGGAAGAUCAAGCUCAUAAAUCAUGCCCACCAAUUCUGCGAGUCCCUCACGGAUCUUGUUCAUGAACAAUUUCCACACAGGAUACGAAGUGCAUCAUGGGAUGAUAGCGAUAUGUAUCAGAUUGAAAUGAAACGGCUCGACUUUGAUAACAUUGCGGAUCUCAUGAUUGCAACCAUUCUGGAACACGCUUCUUCAUCGGGUCUAAAGCUAGAAGGCACUAUUCCGCUUUCGCACUCCGGAUUCUGGGGCUUUCUUCAAGGCCGCAAGGAGCUCUGGAUCUUCCGUCGCCUGCCGAGUUUCUCUUGA
This is a messenger RNA of Fomitiporia mediterranea MF3/22, 1170 nucleotides long. RefSeq lists its product as uncharacterized. The coding region runs from base 1 to 1170 and encodes 389 amino acids. The record is from RefSeq and is a predicted model, not a curated record. The transcript is spliced from 7 exons. NCBI's taxonomy places the organism in Eukaryota, Fungi, Basidiomycota, Agaricomycetes, Hymenochaetales, Hymenochaetaceae.